UUGCAUCUUCGCCGGGCGGGAUUUCCGCAAUAAUAUCAAGUAUGGCGAAAACAUACGACUAUUUGUUUAAAUUACUGCUAAUCGGGGACUCUGGUGUCGGGAAGACCUGUGUCCUCUUCAGGUUUUCAGAAGACGCCUUCAACUCAACGUUUAUCUCAACAAUAGGUAUUGAUUUCAAGAUUAGGACAAUAGAGCUUGAUGGCAAGAAGAUAAAGUUACAGAUAUGGGACACAGCUGGUCAGGAACGUUUCAGAACAAUCACAACAGCCUACUACAGAGGAGCAAUGGGGAUCAUGCUUGUCUAUGACAUCACAAAUGAGAAAUCAUUUGACAAUAUCAAGAACUGGAUAAGGAACAUAGAGGAACAUGCGUCAUCUGAUGUCGAGAAGAUGGUUCUUGGCAAUAAAUGUGACAUCAAUGACAAGAGGCAGGUUUCCAAAGAUAGGGGAGAGAAGCUUGCACUAGAGUAUGGGAUCAAGUUCAUGGAGACCAGUGCAAAGGCCAACAUCAAUGUGGAAAAUGCAUUUUUGACUCUUGCCAGAGACAUCAAAUCAAAGAUGGACACAAAAAUGGAAGGUAACGCCCCUCAGGGCAGCAGUCAUGGAGUCAAGAUCUCCGAGCCACAGAAAAAGACCAGUUUCUUCCGCUGCAGCUUGCUCUGAGAACCGAAGCCUUCCACGCUGGUUACAGGCUGGCCGGACACAACAUGACUGUGUUUGCUCUCAGCACUUCCUCCUCUUUUUUUCCUUCUUCUUUUUUUUUUUUUUUGUUGCUUAUUCUACCCAACCAUGGCCUCUCCCGGUUCUCCCGGUCUGCAAAAACCACUAUUGUCAGUAAGCGGAGGACUUCCCCUCCACUCUUCCUUUUCUGAAGGCUUCCAGAGGUGCGUCGCUUCCAUUAUUAGAGGAAAACCUGUCUUUGCUUUUCAAGAGUUUUUAACUGACAAAGGACUCAUCACUGAUGUGUUUUCUGUUACAAAAUCGGGGGCUUCUUGUAUUUCUCUCAGUCAGUAGCACAGCCAGCGACAGAAGAUACUUGCCUCAUUAUAAUAUUUUUGAAUUGGAAAUCAAAUGUGGUAUUUUGGUCUACUUUUAAUGGCACUCUUUAGGUGUUUGUGUUACAUGUUGCCGAGCAGAGACUGAUGGUUCUGAACUUCAGUGAAACAGAGUUGCACUUUUUUCAUAUCAGCAGCUGAAGUCAUAUCAAGGCAUAUAAAGUCCAUUCGAAAUCAUUCAGAAAGCUUUGUUUUUAUUUGUUCUUCUUUGUUGUUCUUGACAAUCAUCCGAUGAGACUGAAAAUGUCCUGAUCACUGCCUCCAAACUAUUUUUGCAGUAGCAUUCAAGUGUAAAAUAUCAUCCUUUGUUUUCUCAGUCCUGCUGUCCAAAUUUAGCCAAAAAAAAAGAGGUGGCAUAUUUUUGUAAAAGGGUCUUUAAGGUGGCAACUUGUAUUAGUGGUAGAGAUGGACUAUGAAGCUUUUCCUGGUUGAAAGGACCUUUUCUUUAUGCUAAUUUCUUCCUAUGAAGGAAUAAAAAGGUGAAAUGGUUUCUUGAUAGAUGUUACAGGUUUAAUUCUAACAGAAAAUGAAGGAAUUGCGAGAUUAUCCCCAUCAAAGUAUUAGCCAUGAACCCUCUGUUGAGUUUUGUUCAACUGAAAAUGAAUUGUAUUGAAGCAUAUGCUAUUGGUUGAUGCAUUUAUACACUGAAAACAGUGAGAUUUCACAUUUUGUAACACAUUUAAUCAAUAAAAUAAGAAUUUUAGUUAUUUGACAUUCUAAUGAAAGAAAGAUUGGCUUAUUCCAGGUCUUGUCAGAUUGUUUGCUGUGUUUAUAUAUCAUUACAUGUUCUUAAAUAACCGAAGAGGCCAAGAGUAAUAAACUAUUAUAUGAUAAAUAAACAUUCGGUUUUUCAGAUUGGAUUGCGUUAUCAUCUGUGUUUGAAAGCCACACAGGCAUGUGGGCCUGAGGUUUACCCAAAACCAAGUAUUUUCAGAAACUCUUUAAGAUUAAGCCCUAAAAUGUUAUCAAUCAGAACAGACUGAUUCUGAGGCCCAACAUUUAGAAACCAGAUUUACUUUUUUACCUCUACAAGUUAAAUCUGCCUAUAUUAAAAUGUUUCUCCAUAGUGGUUUGGGUGUAUGGGAGUAGCUGGUUAAAGGAUGGAUUGCUGUGAAUAUGCAUGGAAAAAUUAAGUAUUUAAAUUUGUAGAGAUACUCUUUAGUUUUUUAAAAACAAAUAACAGAAAUAGAGUAUUUAUUCAUUAGGUUUUCUAGGAGACGGAUAGAUAUUAACGCUUUAUUUACUUCCUGUUUGGAAUCAGAUGUUUGUGCUUCCUUUGUCCUCGGAUGUCAAAACUCUCAUUAUAUUCUACAAAAAAAUCUGGAGAUGUGUUGAACAUUUGCAUUAGUUUUUCAGCAAUUUUCAAAAAGUUUUUGAAACGGACGUAGGGCAUCACACAUCCUCCACCGUGCUUAACAGUGAGCAUCAGGUGCUUUUCAAUGUAUUCCUUUUUCACACAGGAAAAAUUUCAGUAUUUUCCAGAUGUGGAUAAUAAGGGAAGCUUUCAUCCCUACCACAUGGUCUAAAACUGCUGUCUAUUCAGCUGGUUGCCCAUGCAAUCACUUCUUCCAUACUUUAAACAUGACUGCAGUAGCAAUGGCUGCUGCUAAUUCAUAGUGAACAAAAAUGGAGGGCUAAACUGACGAAUAAGUGGGAAAUUGGGGGGUUUUGGCAUGAAAAAUGUGUGGAAAGUCUAAUCAGUCCAAUUGAAACACACAGUUCCAGCUAAAGUGUAGAGUUGAGCUGGGUGAUUAAUCUAUUUAUUACUUAAUCCAGUUCUUGGUUUUUGAAAAUGUAAUUUUUUUUAUUUUUUUUUCCGCACCAUUUCAGUCCUUGUGUUUCCAUAGUUCAGAGUGAUGUCAUCAUGCCCAAUGCCGCCAUCUUGUUUGACUCGUGUUUUACAGCUUCUGUUUGUUUUGACGUUGAAUUCAGUUCAACUCUACGACAAAGUAUUAGGGCCAGGCAGAGAAUAAAAUCAUAAUAUCACAAGAAUAACAUAGUACGACAAUGGAGUCAAAAUAAUAUGAGAAUAAUAUUACCAGAAUAAAGUCGUAAUAUUUGAUGUCAUUUUUUGAGAACUCUUACCCAAAAAUGAACAGUUAAAAUGAGGAAUGUUGAGCAAAUUGUGGAGUUUUUAGUACAAGUUUUACAAAUAAGGAAAUGCUAAAUUUCUUAGCACCUCAUCAAAUGAUCAGUAGCAUGACUCUGAAAUAAUUGUGCAAAGGAAUGUUUAUUUUGAAGAAAGAGCCACACAAACUGAGCUGAUCACGUCAAAUCUUGAUAACUAUAUUAAAUUCUGGUGAAAUAGUCUUAUUCUGCUAAUAUUAUGACUAUAUUUUUGUAAUUAAGCAAAAUAUUUUCAUAGCCUGCCCAUAAUACUAUGUUGUAUAACUCACAGAAGAGAUGACUGAAAUAUAAUUCACUUUUAAAAAAUAUUUGUAAUUUCUCUUCUUUUUUUUUUUUUAGAAAAGAAAGGAAGAAAAUUAAAUUAGAAAAUUGGUUCUGGCAUGAAAAAGCAAACUCAACAAACUUCAUAUCUUCCCGAUUGAGAUGCAGGCACUUAUGUUGCUUAUUUGGCGGCUUGGUUUUUAAUGGUUACCAUGGAGACGGUGAACAAAAUACACCAAUCUCUCACCAAGAAAAUCGUUUCUAGAUAAGAUCCAAGCUCAAAUGACGCCUCUGGUCAUGAACUGCAAGUUCCCUUUGAGUUCUCCCAGCACUUUACCAUUACGUCGUGUGUUUGUCCGUGCCAAGUGAUAGCUUCGUUUUAUAACCACUCAGUGUUGAUCUGUUGCGUCUGUGAUACCAAAAUCUAACAGCACCAAGUGAUCCGGCAUCCUCCUACUGUAAUCUGUCACCUAGAAGCGUUUGCUUCCCUGUAAUUUCUGUAAACUGAUGUAAAUCCAAUAUGUAGGCAUAGAAUAGAGGAGUUUUAAGCUAAAGCCUGCCACUUUGUUCUUUAAAAGUUUGUGCUCUGCUCACGUCAACGCAGGCUUGAAUUAAGCUCUUUUCAGGUGUUUUCCAUAUUUAGUUGUGAUGUUUGAUAGCUAGGUGGCGCUGUAGAACCAGUAUGCCUCUUUUAGCUAAACCUCCUAAACUCAAAUUUGAUUCAGUAUUUACAUAAAUUCAGGGGGGAAAGAAGGCCAGAGUUAAUUGAAAUGCAUUUCUCCUGCUUACCUCAUGUUGGUAUUCUUAUGUUAGUCGUUUUUCUGGAAACUCCACAGCGUUCAGAAAGGCAUUUUUAUGGUUUGGUUGUAGCUUCUUCUUUUUUCUAUUUUUUUUUAAGUAUCAAAGAUUUGGGACCUCAUGAUUACUAGGACCAUUUGUCUUAACCGUCAGAUCUCAUAGCUGAGCUAUGCAUUGUGAAUCUUGGACCUUUGUAUAUCAUAAACCUUUACAGAUGAAUUUAUUUGCUUUGUUACAUUUAAUGUGUUUUUUGUCACUCACUGAGCCAGAAACAGGUCAGGCUUAUUUAAAAACCGCAUGUUAAUCUAAACUUUAGCAGCAAUUAUUUUUGACAGAUUUAUUAUUUUUAUUUUGUUAUUUUAUUUUUUCUUAAAAUCCCAUCACAUGUAAUAAAGCAAACACAUUUUUAGCAGCCAUGUUUUCAUUCUGUCUCUUGGGAAAUUCACAGGGAGAAGUUUAGAGAGGUGGGGGGGAAAUAUAUAAAUAUCAUUGAACAUUGAAAAAUAAAUCUAUAUAAACUGUACUGUACUUUCUAAACCCAUAUGAAAUGUAUCUACCAACUGUAGAUAUGUGUACUUUUGAUUUAAUAAAAAAGGAUCUAAAAAUG
Xiphophorus maculatus (southern platyfish) is the source of this 4847-nucleotide messenger RNA. RefSeq names its product ras-related protein Rab-8A. Gene Ontology annotation, biological process: neurotransmitter receptor transport to postsynaptic membrane; cellular response to insulin stimulus; protein secretion. Bases 42 to 662 code for a protein of 206 amino acids. Gene Ontology annotation, molecular function: GTPase activity; GTP binding. The record is from RefSeq and is a predicted model, not a curated record. Lineage: Eukaryota; Metazoa; Chordata; Actinopteri; Cyprinodontiformes; Poeciliidae. Gene Ontology annotation, cellular component: trans-Golgi network transport vesicle; dendritic spine; plasma membrane. The transcript is spliced from 8 exons.